AUGACACCAGCGCCUCCGCAGGCCUGCGCCCGGAGCAACCCUACGCACAGGCUGAGUGCCAGGGGCUGGUGUUUCGCUGGGAUGUUCCUGGCAGCGAGCUCGCCUGGGUUCUCCGGCCAGGCCAGCCUGUCUCCACAGCUGUCCCUUGUUCUCAGCGUGGCCUGCGAGAGCUCACACCUGCCUGCUCGGGUGACAGGUGUGAAAGGCAGGACCCUGCACAUCGCGUCCCUCGCAAGUUCUUUCCCGUCCAAACCUCUGGCCGUGACCACGGCAGCCAGCCAGCCCCUGUCGGUGUGGGCGGACGCCCACCUCCCAGGAGCAGCCAUGCUGCGAGGCGCCUUCGUGCUUUGGAACCUCACCUUCUUCGACGUGGAGAGGAGCCUGGCACGCAGGCUGCAGCAGAACACGCAUUACCCCUUCCAGGUGCAGCAGCCCAAUGUGUUCGUCAUGGAGUAUUACAAGGACACGCUGUGGAAGGGGGCCCUGAUCUUCCUGCUCUGUGUCCUGGGCGGGGUCUUCUACUUGAAGAGUGAGAAGGUAGGAGAGCCCCUGGCUGGUCCCAGGCCGUGCCCCAGAGCCCCACGCCAGCCCCGUGUCCUCACCCCGGCUGGGCCCCAGGGGCUGCUACUUCCCCAUCCGGGGAGCCAGGACCAGCGGGUGCCUCUAGCUCGCUUCCCCCCCCCCGGCUCUGGGUCUUGGCUCCCGGGUCCGUCCCCGCAGGUCUCCCAGGAUUACUUCGGCUUCUUCGUCUACGGGAUCCUGGUUGGGUUCUGGCUGUUCCUCAGCUCCAUGCACAAGCGGCACCUGAUCAUCAACCACGCCCGGGGCUGCUACCAGAUCUACAUCAAGAGGCGGCUGUGGGAGGAGGGGCCCCUGCACCAGAUCUACGUCCGGCUGAUGGCCCAGACGGACGCCUACGGGAAACGCUUCUACAGCCUCAUCAUCAACGGCCACGGGCUGGAGGUGCUGACCCUGGCCAGCCUGUCGAACCAGUACGAGGUGAGCAACCUGGCCUGGCCCUGCCCCCCCGGCAUGGCAGGGAGCCGUGCCGGGCACCACGCUGGAGCCCACAUGCUGUGCCUGGCGCAUGUCACCACUGCAGCCAUGAGCCCGCUGUGA
Molecule: messenger RNA, 1119 nt
Organism: Trachemys scripta elegans
Lineage: Eukaryota; Metazoa; Chordata; Testudines; Emydidae
Gene: CATSPERQ
Product: transmembrane protein 249
Exons: 6
Coding region: 1-1119 (372 amino acids)
Source: RefSeq, a predicted model, not a curated record